Coturnix japonica (Japanese quail) is the source of this 6921-nucleotide messenger RNA. RefSeq names its product achaete-scute family bHLH transcription factor 4 (gene ASCL4). Lineage: Eukaryota; Metazoa; Chordata; Aves; Galliformes; Phasianidae. Gene Ontology annotation, biological process: developmental process; regulation of transcription by RNA polymerase II. Gene Ontology annotation, molecular function: protein dimerization activity; RNA polymerase II transcription regulatory region sequence-specific DNA binding; DNA-binding transcription factor activity, RNA polymerase II-specific. The record is from RefSeq and is a predicted model, not a curated record.
UUUCUUUUUAUCUAACCUAAAUCUACCCUCUUUGAUCUUGAAACCAUUUCCCCUUGUUCUGUCACCACAGACCCUGAUGUCUGUCCGCUUCUUUCCUGUACCUCCCCUUUAGGUACUCUCAGUUCACCUCCCAGCCAUCUUCUCUCCAGGCUGAACAGCCCCAGCUCUCUCAUCCUGCCCUCAUGGGAGAGGUGUUCCAUUCUGCAAGUAAAUGUUGCCUCACAUAAUGCCUUGACUGGGUGUCUGCGCACGAGGAAACUCAACGUAUUUGUCUUCUUGCUGCCUUUUGAUCCAGAAUGACUGAAUGUGCAAUCUGGAAAGAUCAUUCCAUUUUGAUACACAGCUGUAAGCUCUAUUAGGGGUGGAAACAGCUUCUCAUUUGGCUCUAGCAGUCUGAGAGCUGCGUAUGUCCUAUAUGCUAUUUCAUAGAAUCACAGAAUCAUUUGAGUUUGAAGGAACCCUUAAAGGCCGUCUACUCCACCUCCUCUGCAAUGAACAGGGACACCUAGAUCUAGAUCUAGAUCUAGAGCUAGAUCAAGUGCUCAGAGCACCUCCAGCCUGACCCUUCCAGCUCGAAAGACUCUUUCAUGACACUGAACUCCCUAAAACACAGAUGACGACUGGAGACCGUACAUUUUCCCUCGUCAUCCUCACAACUUCACUGUUACUCUCAAUACAUCUCCGUUCUGCCCUGAAACACCAAGACCUGAGCUCGAUGCUAAUUUUGAUAAUGCACUCUUACUGGAGGACCAUCCCAUUGCUGAAAUCCUCGCUAUCUGAGCUGAAAGUAAUACUUUGAGCCUAUGAGUCAGACUGGAUGUAGUCAUAGGCAGAUAAGAGUGUUUUCUCCUGCUGGCAAGCGUGGGUCCUCCAACAUUCCAGGUUUUUUUUGUAGGCUCUUUACACCCUUGAAGAAGUGAUAGUUUAACUACCAGCUUAAAGCACCUGUAUCAAAGGAAAACAGAAGAGCUCUGAAGUGUCACUGGAUGAGAAAUUAACCUGUGUCUACAGAGAUGUAUUCUGCAUGCUGGAGUAUUACAGUAAAAUACAUUUCAGAAAUGCCUCCUCUGAAAGAGAAGAUUUUUAUAGAGAUAGCAUUUGUAAUAUCUGUGAGUUGUUUCCAUUAAGACAGGUGUAUGAUGUGUCCUGAAAGCUUAGUUUAUUGACUUGCAUGGUACUUGCUGCAUGAGAGCAAAUGACACGGCUAUUUUUCAAGCUGUACUAAUACCCUGGAGACAUGCUGAAAAAUAAGGGAUGCUCGUGGAAUCACAGGGGAAAAGAUGCAGUUAGUGUGAUUUUUAACUCCUACUGUAUUUUCUUCCUCCUCCUCCUCAGUAAUAUGUUCACAGAUAAAAUAGUUGAGACCUCAUCUGCUGGGAAAUAGAUGCACAUGUUCAGCUGGUGCUUGAGUUUCUAUAGUAUUUCCAAUAAUGACUUUCAUUUCAGCCACAGAGGGAUGCGGUGUCAAGGAGAAUCUGUUGCUUUGAGUAAUUCAGAGUAAUUCAAAGCAAUCACGGUGUAACACAAGGAUGUUUGUAGUGUUAUUCAUGAUUCUUGUGGGAGUGUGAACAGGCUGAGGGUUCUUUUGUACAAAGAUUACAUUCUUGUAGACAGUGUUAGGAUAUAUGCAAUUAAAACCACAACUAAGUUUCAAAUAGAAACAGCACAGCUUCCAGAACCUCAUAGCCUGAAUGUUCUCUUGCAACAGCUCUGAAAGCAGGAUGAUUCUGCCACAGAGCAGUGAAUUAUAUCUGACUUCUACCAACCAAAGACAAACCAGUCCCUCUGCUUCCUUUCAUUUGAAGAGUCUCCUGUUCAGGACAAGGGAGGCAAUUUGAGAAACAGUGUAAGAAUUAAGAACAGUGGGUUUUCUUGGAAGGACAUUGUCCAUGGAGUCUUAAUCUACUCAUUACACUAUGAUGCCCCAGUCCUGUUGCUGUCCCUAUGCUCAGCUGCAUGCGUUGGUACCAAGAGUGUAUUGCCUUGUGCUGGCACCCUGCCUGGGUUCAAAGCCCUGUCUGUGAGCACGAUAUUAGAUUUGUCAACAAGAUACAACAUUCAGCAAGCACUCGUGGUGUGUUCUCUUCUCUUGCUCGGAAACACAAUCUGCAGACUUUGACAUGAGUUCAGUUAUGCAGGUUAACAAUUCACAUUUACAUGUAUUGUUACUCCCUCCCCAGGUACAGGUGUGGUUCUGACCCUUUGGGCUGUGCAGGUGACCUGUAUUUACUGUAAACAUGGACAAGAGCUCUGGCAGCAAAGAGCAGUGUAUUUGCAUGACAGAACUGAAACACAACCAUGGCUUUUGAACUCAGCUGGACUUCUGGUGGGGUCAUGGAGGGCUGCAAAAAGUUUUGGCACCAGAGGGCCCCAGGAGGCACAUUGCUAUUUCCUUAUAUGCUUCUGCAGAGAUUGUAGAUACUGGGAAGGUCUUUGCUUGUGCUGAUUAUGACAGAGAGCAGCAUUUUUCAAUAGAAAAAUAACAUACAUCAAAUGUCCUUUUCCUACUUCCGAUAUUUGCUCAGAGGCCAACAGCCUCCUUGCUUCAAGAAAGCAUCAAGUCCUUGCCUACCUCAGUGCUACAGCGAAUGUGCUAUUUUCAGAGUUCAGCUCUGGAAAUGUUUCUACUGGAGAACUCACUGACAGCACUGGUGGUGGAGGUGAAAGUGGAUGGAUACUUGCCCUGUCGUUUGAGCCAUUUAGGUGCUUUUCCAGCUGCUGGCAUAAACCAGAAGCCAGGAUUAUUCUCAUUUACAUCUGUCUGGAAGGGUCUCCCUGUACGUUCAUCAUAUUUUGAAGAUUACCAUCUAGAUUCUUCUUCUACCAUUGUUUUUUGAAGCAGCGGAAUAGGCCAGCAGAGAUACUGACUUGAAAGCAUGCGCUGGCAUCACUGCUGCUGGUUUCUGACUCAGCAGAGACACAGAUGUGUUUCUCAGAGCAGAGGAUGUUGUUUCAGUUACUCACGCUUCUGAGACUGUUUGGCAUGAAAGACCUAACAGGGUGGAAACUUUCACUUUGAGCAAAAGAACAGUUUUAAUAGAGCCCACAUGCUUGUACCUUUUCAUGUCUGUCCUUUCCCACUGCUCUCCUGGGCCAAACGUUCAACUCACCAAAAUGAUGGUAGCAAAAAGAAGGCAAUUCUGUUAACUGUGAAGCUGUUUUUCUGGAAAAAAAACCCACAAAUAUUAUAACUUCUGAACAACAAAAUGGGAAAGGAUGCUGCUAGCACAGCAGAUUUCUUAGAGGAAGCACAUGGAUGACCACAUGGCACUGCCAAAAGUCCUUGUCUUCUUUCUGCCUAUGCCUUCUUGGCAGGGUGCAGGCAAACUGGUGGGUGCUGCACAGGUCUGGCACAGCUGAGGGAGAUUUUCAGCUCCACAGCUGAAGCACUCUGUAGGAUGCAUCUAGGAAGACAACACUGAUGUAAACAUCUGGAAACAGCUACGCAGGGGCAAUCAGAGCAUAACUUCUGAGGGAGGUGAUUAUAAUGAUGACCAGAACAUCUCUGCAAUGAGUAGAAAUGAGCAAAAUGUUGCAGGCUUUCUUGAUAAUGUUCGCGUUCAAUUUGUGAAACUCAUAUUUCUUGCAAAAGCCUCUCUUCGGGUGAAGAGAACAGUUUUCCUCUUAUCGCUCGCACGUAUGCAUUCUUGAUCUGACAUGACUUGCAACCACAAGAGAGCACUCUUUCCUUUGAAGAUUUCUCUGCUUCUCCAGAAACCUAGAGACAUGCCAUAUAAGUUUGCAAACUGCUUGAGAGCUGUUUCAGUUAGACCAGAGCAGCCGAAACAACAAAGCUUGCCGUUGUCUUUUGGAUUUCAUUGUGAAGAGCCUUUGGGUAGUUUUCAGAUGACAGAAGAUCCUCGGUUCCUGAAAGGGAGGAGUUCUGCCAAAACUUUGAAGAUCCCUGUAAACUUUGCAAAUUACGGCGCUUUUGGAGACAAUUAUAUCAAACGAUACUGUGGAUUACAAUACAUGAGAAGUGUUUAGAGCCUGGAAGAUUAUUUAUGUUUAGCGUUAACUCGUAUGGUCAUAAUUUCAAGAAGGGAGAAAAGGAAUACACAGGAACCCUCUUAUUAUCUUUUGAAAUAUGAAGAUCAGAGGAAAAGGAAAGUUUAAAAGUGAUUGUCCUCAAAACCUGCCUAUGAAUUAGCUGGCAUCCUGCAUCUAUAAAGACAAGGCUCAGAGCUGAUUUCCAGGCAUGAGUGGACCUCCUGAGUCAUCAGCAGUGCUUUGAGAUCUGAGUUUCUACACAACAAGAGGAAAUUGCCACCUGCGGGGCAGAGUGCCCGUACAAAUGUUUCCCUCUUGCCUGGAUUGAUACAGGAUUUGGAAGCCACAUUUGGGAGCUGACUUUGUGCUGGUGAGAAAAGACAAAGCAUGGCCAGCAAUAAAGACGAUGGUGGACUGUUGAACAGGAUUGCAUUUUCAGGAUCGAUGCCCCUGGCUAACAGCCACAUCCAUCCCCAUGGGGUUCCCCUGAGAGAACCCUUUGGGGUUCCCAUCCAUAUAGACCCAUCGUACUGGGAGCGAGCCUACGGUGGGCACACAGGUCACAUCUCCUAUGUCCCAUUCCCUGGCUACGUGGGCGUCUAUGACUAUUCCUUUGAGCCUGCCUUCAUUCGGAAGAGGAACGAGAGGGAAAGGCAGCGGGUGCGCUGUGUGAACGAGGGCUACACACGUCUGAGAGAGCACCUGCCCAAGGAAUUUGCUGACAAGCGCCUCAGCAAAGUGGAGACUCUGCGGGCAGCCAUAAGCUACAUCAAGCACCUGCAGAGCUUGCUGGACUGCCAUCCCCUGGGGUCCAGCAGUAAGGAAACGCUCACCACCAAGGAGCUCUCGAAUGCUCCCAGCCCUGGUCCUCUGCGGGAAUGCAACAGUGAUGGAGAGUCGAAAGCCUCCUCAGCCUCAUCCCCCUACAGUGAAUUUGAGGAGGUGAAUAGCUAGGAAUUGGACCCCUGAAGAAAGAAGCCUUCAAGACCUUCUGAAAGCCAGAACUAAAUCCCCUGGGAUUUUUCUGCGGAUUAAGAUGAAUACCAGGAAAAAGGAUAACAGCUAGGAGAAAAGAUAAAGGUAUUCUCACUCUUUCAAAGGACAACUGUGUUGUCUGUGCAGAACUUGAAGAUGACUUGCAAGGACACAGACCUUGCUUCAUUUGUUCCAAAUGUGUUACUAAACUUCGGAUUGUUAAAACUGAAGCAAAUCUUUGCAUUCUACUUUUCAUUCAGCUUCUGUUCUAUUUUCAUUUGCCUUUCAUGCAAGAAGAGAACAAAACCAGAUAAAUCCAUUUCAGGAAAUCCCCUUUCCCUUUCUCCCAGUUCCUCCUUUAUUUUCCUGCUUGCUAACUUGGAAUACCGCAGUUAACAAACAUUUCGACUGGGAAAGGUAAGAUUUAGAUAACUCAACCUUCCCUAAAAUGGUUAGAAAACUCCCAGAAAUGCUCCUGUUUCUGAUAGAUAAAGAUGUUGUUGUUAUAAACUUGUGAGUAAUUUUUUUUUUAAGUGGCAUCUUCUAAAGCGAAAGAAGCAACUCAUGCAUUGGAUUCUGGCUAUUCAGUGAUGAUGGGAGGGAUGAUAUUCAGGAAAAGCAAGUCUGACAUUUUCACUCCUAUGUGUUCUAGAAUGUGGUAGGCAGAGAGUUGUAAAAGUACACCUAAAAAGGCACAGCUUCAAUUCUGAUGUUAAAAAAAAAAACACAUUGCCAGCCUAUUUAUUUCUUUACUCAAAAUUGAGUUUGUACACAAAAUAGUCCUGAGUAUUUUUGACUGGUCAGAACUCAGAAAUAGGCUCUUGUAGUGGUUAUGUAGUAUGUACAAAAAGGGUAACAUUAAAUAUACCAGUUUACGUCUGUGUGAAGGUGUAGGCAUUUCCCCUUUUGAUCAGAAUAUCACAUUACUUUUUCAAAGAAUCCAUCUUUUCAAAUGAAUAUCUUGAAGUAUAUGAAAUACUUUUCAUUCAGACAAUAUCUGCUUAAAGUGAAAACUUCCCCCCAAAUUGCUCAAAAAUCUUCCUUUCCCCAAGGCCGGACUUAAUUAACAUUCAGCUAUGAGCUUGAAUCCUGUUCUGAACACGAAGUAAACUCCUUCUCACUUGUACGUCUUGCACAAACCUUCCAAACUUCUGCUUUUCUGGCCUCGCUUUGGUGAAAUGGUUUUGUAUCAUUUUGUCUUUCCUUCACAGCGUGCUGACUGAACACCUAUGUAAAUGAGAAUGCAUACUGAUUAAAUACCUCAGAUGUGUCCGUAAAUUUCAUUUAAAUAAAAAACGCAAUACAUCCAGGCUAUGGGGUUUUGUUUUUGUUUUCCAGUGGAUAAUGAAUAGCAUAGGAAGUGCACACAAAGUGCUACCUCAGUUUUUAAUCUAGAUUUUUACAUCUAGAUAGUUAGCAUGUUUAUACUGUUGGCUUCUAAUAGCAUUUACUAGAUAUAAAGAUACUCUGCUGAUUUCUAGUUCACUGCUAUGGAUCUCUGUACACUUUUAGCUACUGGAAGCCUGCUUUCAAGUACUUGCAGUAGAAGUACUUGGGUUGAGCUAUUGCUACAGCUCUCAACCCAAUUAUUUCUUCUUAAGUCACAUAUGUGUUUCUCAAUAGUACUGAAAGGCAGACACUCAAGCAAAUCGCAUGCAACUCAUAUAUGAAUAAAGGCCUGAAUGUGUUGUCCAAGUGGCUUCUGACAGAACAUUCAUUCAGAGAUAUCAAUGGCAGUCACAAGCUUUGUAGUUUAUUCUUUAAGUGGUAGCCAGGUUCCUUUUCUGACAAAUUUAAUUCAGUUUGUUUCUGUUUUCCAGACCCCAAAUGUUUAAUUCCUGUUACCUGAACAGUUAUUCAGAUCUCUAGAUCUGAAUAGAUCUGAAUCUCUAGAUCUAAGGAUCUAGAGCUUAGGCACUGAUUUUUGGAUACAUCAGUGUUCAUAUUUGUUAUCCA